Labrus bergylta (ballan wrasse) is the source of this 4159-nucleotide messenger RNA. RefSeq names its product BTG3 associated nuclear protein (gene banp). Gene Ontology annotation, molecular function: DNA binding. The record is from RefSeq and is a predicted model, not a curated record. NCBI's taxonomy places the organism in Eukaryota, Metazoa, Chordata, Actinopteri, Labriformes, Labridae. Gene Ontology annotation, biological process: protein localization to nucleus; negative regulation of protein catabolic process.
GCGCGCGCGCGCUCUGAGUGAGAAAACACACGGAGACUCAUCUCUCGCGAGGAACGACGCCGUUAUCGAAAUCUCUACAAACAACACGAGAAUUCAUCAUUCACAUGUUGUGAAUAAUGUCUGAACAAGAGUUGGAUGAUAUUGUGCAGAUAACAGUAGAGGACUUCAACCAGGAUGCCCAAACAGAAAUGCUGGAAAAUCAUGAUGAUGAUGAAGAAAGGCCUCAGAAGAAAAGGAGGAAAUUAAGCAGCAGCCAGGAGAAUAACAACAAUUGCCAAGACAUAUCUUUUAUUAAGAAUCUGUUGGUUUCAUUCACUGCAUCAAUCACUCAGAGACUAGAAGGAAUUGAGUCAAAGUUACAGGCUCUGGACACAACAUGCAAGGCCCUUGGACGGAAACUGGACAGCAUGAUGCCCUGUGCAAAAAGUCCUAUCCAGGUCCCUAUGGUUGCAGGGUCUCCUCAGGGGGCCACUCAAACUUGGAACAAAGUGCGAUGUGUUGUUCCUCAAACAAAUGUAAUAGUGAGCAGUGAAAACCCGAAGGGCACUAUCCAAGAAGACACUCCUCUGGAGAACCUACUCAGCAACACGGUGGCAAGGAGGCGACAGAACACAAUCUUAGUAAAGGUUCCUGGUCCUGAGGAAAGCCAGGAAGACCAAGAGAGUGGCUCCGAGGCCAGUGACUCUGUUUCCAAUGGUGGAAAUUCCAACACGCCAAAUGUCACGCUCAUCACACUGAAUUCAGAGGAGGAUUACCCAGCAGGCACCUGGUUAGGAGAUGAGAACAACCCAGAGAUGCGAGUCCGCUGCCCAGUGUCUCCGGCUGACAUGAUUCACAUCACCUCAAACUGUCGCACAGCUGAGAAAAUGGCCCUGACGCUGUUGGACUACCUGUUUCAUCGGGAGAUCCAGGCCAUGUCAAACCUUUCUGGCCAGGGCAAACAUGGCAAGAAGCAGCUGGACCCGCUCAUGAUCUACGGCAUUCGCUGUCACUUGUUUCACAAAUUUGCCAUCACUGAGUCAGACUGGUACCGCAUCAAGCAAAGCAUAGACUCCAAGUGUCGCACUGCCUGGAGACGUAAACAGCGCGGCCAAAGUUUGGCUGUCAAGAGCUUCUCCAAACGCACACCUCGUUCAUCUUCAGAGGGGGGCGUCGCAGAAGAAACAGGCCACAUUGAGACCACCACCCCGCAGACUUUGCAUUACACACUCGCCAACCAGCAGGUCCAGUUCCACCGCAUUGGCGAGGACGGACAAGUUCAGGUGAUUCCACAAGGACAGCUGCACAUUGCCCAGGUGCCUCAAGGAGAGGAGGUGCAGAUCACACAGGACAGUGAGGGAAACCUUCAGAUCCACCAGGUACAUGUUGGACAGGAUGGACAGGUGCUUCGUGGGGCUCAGCUCAUAGCAGUGGCGUCAGCUGAUGGCGGGGCUACAGCAGUUGAAGGUUCCCCCCUGCCCCCCGACAUCCAAGUGCAGUACGUCCAACUGGCCCCUGUUGCAGAUCACACUGCCGCCGUACAGGCGGCUGAGUUGGCCCCGGCCCUGCAAGCAGACAUGGAGGUGAAAGAGGCCAUCCAGGGUGCCAUACAGGGAGAGAAUGGCGAGGUGGUCCAGAUUGUCACAUCUGUGCCACAUGAGGACCCUGUAUGGCUCAACAAAGUAUCACAGCAUCACCUAACCAGUCUCGAUUGAACAUAAAGAAGUCAACAACUGCUUACGGUCUGAAAAAGCAAUCAAGUCUGAACGACUUUAAAAAAACUGAUGAGACACAGGGAAGAAGCUUUUUUUUGUUUGUUUUUUUAUUUUCCUCUUCAAAACUUCUCACUCAAUUUGUUGCCAACCAGAUGUCACCAUGUGGAAGUGUUCACACUGAGUUUGAAAAGACCCUGAUGGGCCAAAAAUCAGAUGUGGUCUUGCUGUUGUUUUCAUCACCAGAAGGACCUGGCUCAUCGCAAAAUACUCAGUGGGAUUAUAGUCUAUCGAGGGAGGAUGAUGCUUAUGCAGACCAUCACCCUGCCACUUCAUCAGCAGAGACGCUUGUUUACAACAGCCUUGGAAAACAGUAGAGUUCUUUGGAGUCAAGCUGCUUGGCUAACUCUCUAAAAACCCCCAUGAGGGUCUGUAAAACCCCUUAAUCCUCACCUCAAACAACCAGUACUUUGCUCCCUCUUUUCCUGUCAUUCUUGUCACAAUGGACGGCAGUGGAAAAUAGAUUUCGCUGAAGACAGCUAGCCUUGGUUGCUCUUAAUCUGGUUCUCUGUAAGUCCCCAUUCUAUCUCUCCAGGCUGUGAUCCCGGCCGUCUUUUACUCCUCUCAGCUCGUUUUCAUGAUGCUUUGUUUGUUUGUUUGUUUGUUUGAUUUAUGUCAUUGUAACAUAGAAUGAAUAUUUGGAGGGCUUUCAUUGUGGAGAUAGAAGACCAUGAAAUAGAAGAGAUGGUGCCAGUGGAAGACAUUUCAAGUUUCUUGUAGAAUACCAAGGAAGCCCUGAAGUUGGAUAUUUCCACCCGCUUUGUGUUUGUGAAAGAUACAUUCAUGUGAAUAAAACAUGUUUGUGGUUGCCAUAAAAAAAAAAAAAGUGGUUUCUUUUAUGCAUUGACUCUUUCUUUCCAGCUGGAUCACCAAAAUAGCUUCAAGGAUUCCCAAGACAUGACAUUGCUUUCAUCCGAGACAAACAGACAAUUGAUGGGAGCGUGAAAUGCACGUUUGGUUUUUGAGGUCGUGUUUUAUGUCGAGUAAAUUUAUUUACUUUUUCUCAAGUAAAUAAGUAUCAUGUCAACUUCACUAACCAUUGGAUUGGACUACUGUAAUGUCAGCAGUACUGCACAAAAAACCAAACAUUUACUGAUCCUCAACAAGGUUUUGGUCAAAAUUGUUAAAUAAAAUAGUCGUGCUGGUUAAAACAGUUUUAUUUUUUUUACUUUGAUAACAGAUCUUCAGUUCCACUCUGCUGGCUGCAUGGACAUGUUUGUUUCUCAGAGAACAUGUGUUGUUUAGGAGUGAUGUUCAACUAACGAUGAAUUUGUCUGCAGUGGACAAUAAAAAAGAGAUGAGCGAGACACUCUGCGGCUGUGUGUUGCUUUGGAGUAGUUUCCCAUGCUCAGUGUGAUGUAAUCGUGUAUUUUGGAAGGGGGGAUAAAACCAGGCGACAAAAUGAACUUGAUAAAACAACAACUAUGGUCUUGGCUGCUUCCUUGUUUUGUUUUUUUUUCUUCUUUUUUUUCAUCCCAUGUCUCAAACUGAACGUGUGUUUCUGAUGUUAAGGUCCAGUUCCUCCCGGGCUAGAAUGAACAGGGAUAGACUUGUGGGUCCUCCCUUUUGAAAUAACCUCGCUGUAGUUGAGUUCAAAUGUUGGCUUGGACGACUGCCCACCCCCCCCCCUCCCCCGACCCCUUCCAUUACAUUUUGGACUUGGAAGGAGAACAGGCUUUGCUCUUUCUCUUCACUUUUUACAACCCUGGGCUCCAUCCAAGAGCUGGAGUGGUUACCAUAGCAACAGCAACCCUCUCUCAGGCUGCCCCGAAGAGAACCUGCUGAAAAACAGAUAUGAAUGAUAGACGGAGAGAUGAGAUUAUUUGGAAGCAGAUGGCAUGUUUUCUGGAGAAGGAGUGGAGUGACGGACAGAGAGCAUCUUUUUCUUCUUUCUCUGAGCCGCUCUGUGUUCUCUGUUACAACAUGCAAGUACCAACCUCUCCUUGGCUGGCUGCAUAUUUUACCCCUGCUCAAACAUUUUACAAGCGUGGAGGAGUUGUCAGGAUGUUAAAAAAAAAGAUAAGUGAACAUAUUUGUUGGAGCAAAACUGGCCAAACACGACGCGUCUCCAGGAUCAUAAAUCCUAAAUUGUUAAUCUUAGGAAAACAAAGCUCCCUGCAGUCAGGAUUUAACCGUCUAAUGCACAUAGAAAGAUUACACCAGAGCAGCAGUGUCACACUUUACAGCGUAUACACAUUUAUUUAUUGUCUCACAUGCUGGAUUUUGUAAAAACAAGGUAUGAAAUACUUGCUAGUUAAAACAUCUCCUCUAGAAAGAUCUUGUUCCUGUGGUUUUGAUUUUUGUUUCUGUAUUUCUUGAUGUUUAAAUGAAAUGAUCAUAAGUAGAAUUGUCUAAAAUCCAACUGCCCUUCUGGUUGCCUAAUACAAUUAAAAGCUGUUAAAAACGUU